Alnus glutinosa is the source of this 3985-nucleotide messenger RNA. RefSeq lists its product as uncharacterized. The transcript has 20 exons. Gene Ontology annotation, biological process: intracellular cholesterol transport. Gene Ontology annotation, cellular component: trans-Golgi network; recycling endosome. Lineage: Eukaryota; Viridiplantae; Streptophyta; Magnoliopsida; Fagales; Betulaceae. The coding region runs from base 199 to 3750 and encodes 1183 amino acids. Gene Ontology annotation, molecular function: protein binding. The record is from RefSeq and is a predicted model, not a curated record.
CUCCUUCAACGACCCGAGCACGCACCAAGCCCUGUGGAAAUUUUUGCUGUAGAAAGUAGAAACACACAGAGAUCUAGCUCAAGAGCUUCCUCAAUUUUCCAAUGGCAACGGACAGAGAGAGAGAUUAAGGUUUGGAUCAAUCAAUCUGAUAUAUAUAUAUAUAUAUAUAGAGAGAGAGAGAGAGAGAGAGAGAGAGAGAUGGACGUGGAGAGGUCGUCGCUGUGUAAUUGCGCGGUGAACUUUCUGUUGGAGGAGAGGUACUUGUUGACGGCAUUCGAGCUGCUCCACGAGCUCCUCGACGAUGGCCGAGACGCCCAGGCGAUUCGCCUCAAGGAAUUCUUUUCCAAUCCCUCUCAGUUCCCUCCCGACCAGAUCUCUCGCUUCAACUCUCUACGAGUUGCUGACCCUCAGAGUUUGCUAGAAGAGAAAGAAGCAAUAGAAGAAAAAUUAGCAAUCAGUGAGUAUGAGCUUCGUUUAGCCCAAGAGGACAUCUUGAAAUAUAAGGCUGAAUUACAGAAGAAAGCAGAGAUACCUCUGGAUGAAUUGAGCGAUUCAAAUAUAAAUGUUUCUGUAAAUAAUGGACCAGAAUUUCAAUGGAAAAAGAGAAAUUCUUCCUUCUCUGAUUUGGGUCCUUUGAAGGAUAAUGAACGUCGAGAUCUUAAUUGUGCUGUAAAGGAAUAUUUGCUUAUAGCAGGGUAUCCGCUCACUGCAAUGACAUUUUAUGAAGAGGUCACAGAUCAGAACCUAGAGGUUUGGCAGAAUACACCUGCAUGUGUACCAGAUGCCUUGCGACAUUAUUAUUAUCAGUACCUUUCGUCCACUACAGAGGCUGCUGAGGAGAAAAUUGCCAUGCUUCGAGAAAAUGAGUCAUUGCUAAAAGAAAAUGAGAGGCUUAAUCAUGAAAAGGAGUUGUUAUUAAAGAACAGAGACUUGGCUGAUGGUCAAAUAAGUGCAUUAACUAAAUCCUUAGAAGCACUUCAGAAGGAUCUCAAAGACAAAGAGAACCUGGUACAUGAUUUGAAGCAGUCCUUGGAGCACAAGCGGAAGGAAUUGAAUGAUUGCAGAGCUGAAAUCACUGCACUGAAAAUGCACAUAGAAGGAUCUCAUUGGGGACGGAAUUUAAUAGCUGGUGAUGUUGAUCAUGUGCAAUCCCAGCCUUUGGAAAAAUACAAGGAAGAAAUAAUAUCACUGCAGAUGGAAAUAGAAAGUUUGAAAGCGAAAAACAUUAGUUCUGAUUCUGUAAAUUCCAUUGAUUCUGAGAAAGAAUCUGCACAGACAGAAGAGAAAGUUGUUGAGAUACUUGAAGAUAAAAGCAUCAUAUCUCAUCCAGGUGAUGCAUCAUCCGGAGUUGUGGACAAUAAAGUUGCUCAAUUACAGGCUACUCAAAUUUUGGAUGACAACAUGGAUAAAUCUGAGGAAGUUUCACAAGAGUUUCUAAUGAGUCCGUCAGAUGAUAAUGAUGAUUUGGAAAACAUUGAAAAUGUUUCCAAACAAAAUGGUGAACCACUAUCAGAAGAAAGCAGGCUACUUCUAAAAUCAGACAAUUCAUCUGGUCAAGCUGUUCCUGAAAAUACGGGCAUAGGAACCAUACAGAUCUUGGCAGAUGCCUUGCCUAAGAUUGUACCUUACGUCUUGAUCAACCAUCGUGAGGAACUUCUUCCACUGAUAAUGUGUGCAAUUGAACGCCAUCCAGAUAGCAGCACAAGGGAUUCCUUGACCCACACAUUGUUUAAUUUAAUAAAACGCCCAGAUGAGCAACAGAGACGAAUUAUAAUGGAUGCAUGUGUUGACCUUGCUAAGAAUGUUGGAGAGAUGAGAACAGAAACAGAAUUGCUUCCCCAGUGCUGGGAACAAAUAAAUCACAUGUAUGAGGAGCGUAGGUUGCUUGUUGCUCAAUCAUGUGGAGAGCUUGCAGAAUUUGUCCGGCCUGAGAUUCGUGAUUCUCUUAUUUUGUCUAUUGUGCAACAACUGAUAGAAGAUUCUGCAACUGUUGUCCGGGAAGCUGCUGCUCAUAAUCUCGCUUUGCUGCUUCCGCACUUUCCGAAUGUGGAUAAAUAUUUCAAGGUGGAGGAGCUCAUGUUCCAAUUGGUCUGUGAUCCUUCUGGAGUAGUAGUGGAAACUACGCUCAAAGAACUACUUCCUGCAGUAAUAAAUUGGGGAAGCAAAUUAGACCAUGUUUUAAGAGUUUUACUUUCUCAUAUUGUGAGCGCUGCUCAGCGCUGUCCACCUCUUUCGGGGGUUGAAGGGUCUGUGGAAUCCCAUCUUCGUGUUUUGGGAGAAAGAGAGCGCUGGAAUAUUGAUGUUUUACUAAGAGCAUUGACAGAAUUGCUUCCGUAUAUGUGCCAGAAAGCACAUGAGACAUGCCCAUUUUCUUCUAUUCCUGAAACAACAGGAACAGCAUUUUCAACCUCCUUGAUUGAAUUGUAUGCAGAGGGACAUGUUGAAUGGCCUGCAUUCGAAUGGAUGCAUGUUGACUGCUUUCCAGACUUGAUUAAACUAGCAUGCUUGUUACCUCAGAAAGAAGAUAAUUUACGAAAUCGAACUACUAAGUUUUUGUUGGCUCUAUCUGAACAAUUUGGGGAUUCUUAUCUCACACACAUAAUGCUGCCUGUAUUUUUGGUAGCAGUUGGGGAUAAUGGUGAUUUGACAUUUUUCCCUUCCAGCAUCCAAUCAAGAAUAAAGGGUUUGAGACCAAGAACUGCAGUGGCCGAGAAACUCGCUAUUAUGUGUGUCCUACCACUACUCUUAGCAGGUGUUUUGGCUGCUCCUAACAAGCAUGGGCAAUUAGCAGAGUACUUAAGAAAGCUGUUAGUUGAAGGUAGCAUGGAGGAAAGUAUGCCAACAAAGCGCAAUGAGAUUGUCAAUGCUGUCCGUUUCCUUUGCACAUUUGAAGAACAUCACGGUAUGAUAUUUAACAUUCUAUGGGAAAUGGUUGUGAGCUCCAACGUGAAUAUGAAAAUCAGUGCUGCCAAUCUGUUGAAAGGCAUUGUGCCGUAUGUUGAUGCAAAAGUUGCUUCUGCUCACAUUUUGCCUGCCCUAGUUACUCUGGGCUCUGACCAAAACCUAAAUGUGAAGUAUGCAAGCAUUGAUGCGUUUGGAGCUGUGGCCCAGCAUUUUAGAAAUGAUAUGAUUGUCGAUAAGAUACAUGUACAAAUGGAUGCUUUUCUUGAAGAUGGAUCUCAUGAAGCUACUAUUGCUGUAGUUCGUGCACUGGUGGUUGCUGUACCACAUACGACAGAAAGAUUACGAGAUUAUCUUUUGUCCAAGAUUUUCCAACUCUCAGCCAUGCCAAAUUCUGCAAGUGAUGUCCUGCGUCGCCGUGAGAAAGCAAAUGCAUUUUGUGAGGCAAUCCGUGCUCUGGAUGCUACAGAUCUCCCAGCGACUAGUGUUAGAGACUUCCUCCUACCUGCCGUUCAGAACCUGUUAAAAGACUCGGAUGCGCUUGAUCCAGCACACAAGGAAGCCCUUGAAAUCAUAAUGAAGGAAAGAUCAGGUGGAACUCUGGAGACGAUCAGUAAGGUAAUGAAUGCCCAUCUUGGCCUUGCCUCAUCAGUGAGCAGUUUCUUUGGUGAGGGUGGGCUGUUGGGCAAGAAAGAAAGUGCAGAGCCACCGCAAGAGCCAGUUGAGUCCCCAAAGCUGAUGUCACCAUUGCCAGUAGAGGACACUAGAUUCAGGCGUAUCAUGAGGGGCAAUUUCACUGACGUGCUUAGGGCCAAAGUAAAGAGCCAAGAGGAAACUCAGAACCAAUGAAAUUUCCCUAUCAAUGGUCCAGGGAGAUUUUUUUUUUUUCUCUAAUCUCCUAAUACGUCAGGUGACGUGGUUUUUCUACCCAUUGUACGAGGUCGUGAUUGACCGAAGACAGUAACGUUUUAUUCUUUUACUGGUUUCGUUGAGGGACAGCAAGGGACCGGUAGAUUGUAUGCUGCAAUUUUGAUCUUUUGGUUGCGUAUAUAGCACAAAAUCAUAUGAACUUGUCCAGUCUUCA